GAUUCAUCUCCCCACUUCUAAUAACCCCCCAAUGUCUGAUCGAUCUCCUCUGGCCUUCAACCUGAUAAGCUCUUUGAUCGAUAUUCUGAUAACCCCCCAAUGGAGAACUGUGACUUACCUCCGCCGCGGAAUGUGUUUUCCGGCACGGCGGCGUCACUGGAAGGUGGAAGACGUUGGGGAAAUGAGGAGGUAGACAUCCUGCUCGAAGCACUAAGGUUGUCUCAGACUCGGGCAAGAGUGGCAGAGAGGAGAUACCAACUCAUAUGCAAGGAAAGAGAUUCUCUCUCGAAUCUACUCCUGGAAGAUUCUCUCAGGUUGCUUGCUUGCCAGAACUCGAUCAGGUUGCUUGAGCUUCAAGCUUCACAGAUGGAAGAUGACCAAAACAAGUACAAGACUGCUGAUAAUAGUGUCUCUGCCUUAACAUGGUUCAUGGCAAAGGCUCUUUGUGUGGGAAUAGCUGGGGUUACCCUUGCAUUUGGUUCCAUUUUCUUCUUUUUGACUUAGGCUUAUACUUGAGUUUCAGCUUAUAGGCCUAUAUAUUUAGUCCACCACUUAGUAGGGUUGAUCUUCAACUUUCUUUAGCAUUUAAUUCCAUUAUCCAUCUUGUCUUAACCCCUCUAUUUAAGCUCAUACCAAGUUCUUAAAUUACUAGUCUUUACCUUCUACAAUGAAAUCCUAAGAUUUAAUGUGAAACGGCUGAUUGAAUUUCAUUCUUCA
Messenger RNA from Cuscuta europaea, 717 nucleotides. Lineage: Eukaryota; Viridiplantae; Streptophyta; Magnoliopsida; Solanales; Convolvulaceae. The record is from the annotation of a GenBank genome assembly.